This is a messenger RNA of Apaloderma vittatum (bar-tailed trogon), 1992 nucleotides long. It is a transcript of the gene ANKS3, whose product is annotated as ankyrin repeat and sterile alpha motif domain containing 3. The transcript has 15 exons. Gene Ontology annotation, cellular component: cilium. Gene Ontology annotation, molecular function: protein binding. The record is from RefSeq and is a predicted model, not a curated record. The coding region runs from base 1 to 1992 and encodes 663 amino acids. Lineage: Eukaryota; Metazoa; Chordata; Aves; Trogoniformes; Trogonidae.
AUGUCGGAGCUGAGCGAUGAAGCCAGCGAGUCAGAGCUGCUGAGCCGCAGCCUCUCCAUGUGGCAUGGGGUGGGUCAGAUGAUCUGUCGGGAAGAGCUGGAUGUGCCCCUGGACUUGCAUACCGCCUCCUCGGUCGGCCAGUAUGAGGUGGUGCAGGACUGUAUUCAGCGUGGAGAUCUAGAUUUAAAUAAGAGGAACUGCGGUGGCUGGACUCCACUGAUGUACGCCUCCUACAUUGGCCACGACACCGUCGUACACCUGCUGCUCGAAGCAGGAGUGAAUGUGAAUAUCCCAACACCAGAGGGCCAGACGCCACUCAUGCUGGCCUCCAGCUGUGGAAACGAAAGUGUCGCUUACUUUCUUCUGCAGCAAGGCGCAGAGCUGGAGAUGAAGGACAUCCAUGGCUGGACGGCCUUAUUUCACUGCACCAGCGCCGGGCAUCAGCAGAUGGUCAAGUUCUUACUGGACAAUGGGGCAAAUGCCAACUGCAAGGAGCCAGUGUAUGGAUAUACACCUCUGAUGGAAGCAGCUGCUUCUGGCCAUGAGAUAAUUGUUCAGUACCUUCUCAAUCAUGGAGCGAAGGCAGAUGUCAGAGAUAACACUGGGGCCACAGCACGAACACUGGCCAUGAAGUACGGACAUACGAAGAUCGUGGGGCUGAUAGACUUGCAUGCAGCCCCAGUGCCCAAGGUCUUCUGCAGGGGUCCAGGAAAAUACGAAGAGCUGAGCUCAUCAGAUGAGUCAUGUUCUGCUCCCCAGAGACAGAGACCUGUUCGGAGGACCAAGGGUCCCAGCAUCCAUGAUGGGCCCCAGGCUUUGGCUAAGAUAACAGCAGUUGGAAUCGGAGGAAAGAAGCAGUCUUGCUAUGAGCAGGUCCCUCCUCAAGGCUAUGUUACCUUCAAUGACGAUGGCAGCUGUGAAGCAGAUGAUAUACGGAACCGGGAUGUUACCUCCCCAAUUAAUGAGCAGGAUGUAGAGAGCAGCAGCAGCAGAGAAGAUAAUGUUUUCUUCAACAACAACUUAGCAGCUGUCAGGAGCAGCAGCAGCAGCAGUGACUGCCUGACCAAAGCUCUGGGUGUCAGCAGUGAAGGCUCCUUGGAAAGCAAUGAGGACUCUGACCAUGCAAACAGUCCCCCUAGUCGGAAACAAGCCAAGAGCUUUAAGAUCAAGAACCGCUACAGCAACAGUGAUAGCCAGUGGACCCACUGCCUGUGGAAAGCUGGGGGCUCUAGUCAGCACCUAAUCCUUCCUGAGCCCCCUGCCUAUACAGGGCCCCAGGACCUGGCAACGUUCCUUGAGCAGAUUGGGUGCCUGAAGUAUCUGCAAGUGUUUGAGGAGCAGGAUGUUGACCUCAGGAUAUUCCUAACCCUCACAGAGAGCGAUCUGAAGGAAAUUGGCAUCACUUUGUUUGGCCCUAAGAGGAAGAUGACUUCUGCCAUUGCACGGUGGCACAGCAACGCUCGGCCGCCCAGUGAUGCCCUGGAGCUGGCCUACGCUGAUCGACUGGAGGCUGAGAUGCAGGAGCUGGCCAUUCAGCUGCACAAGAGGUGCGAAGAGGUGGAGGUGAUGAAGGGUCAGGUGUGCCAGGAGCAGAAGCUGCGUGCCGUGGCUGAGAGCUGUUUGAUGGAGCGGGAUGAGACCUGGAACGCCAUCCAGUGCCAGCUCAGAGAGGCUCAGGCCAUCACCAAGGAUGCUGGAGUUCUACUGGAUCAGAUUAAAUCCUGUCAAGCAGAGCUGUCCUCCCGGCUAACCCAAGAGCAGGCAGUCAGCGGAGCACUGGAUGCAAAGGUGCAGCUGGGAGCUGGCGAGAGCAGGCGGCCUGGUGAGCGCCCGAUGCUGGAAGGAUGGCCACCUUCCUUGAAAUCCCUGAGCUUGCCUGAGCUGUCAGCUGUCCUAGAGGAGCGUGUGGAAGAAAUGGGAAAAGCUCUGCAGACUGUGACUCAAAACCUCCAAAGGCUACAAGCCCCAGGGCAGAGCUGGCUAGAGCCUUAA